This is a messenger RNA of Aspergillus tubingensis, 1962 nucleotides long. Its product is annotated as WD40 repeat domain-containing protein. The coding region runs from base 1 to 1962 and encodes 653 amino acids. Gene Ontology annotation, biological process: positive regulation of ubiquitin protein ligase activity; positive regulation of anaphase-promoting complex-dependent catabolic process; anaphase-promoting complex-dependent catabolic process. The record is from RefSeq and is a predicted model, not a curated record. The transcript has a single exon. Gene Ontology annotation, molecular function: anaphase-promoting complex binding; ubiquitin ligase activator activity; protein binding. Lineage: Eukaryota; Fungi; Ascomycota; Eurotiomycetes; Eurotiales; Aspergillaceae. Gene Ontology annotation, cellular component: anaphase-promoting complex.
AUGGCUACACCUACAGUUUCGACUCCCGUGAAGACUCACCAUGGGAUCUUCUCCACUAAGACGGCUGGUGGCCGCAUGCCCCUUACGCCUUCACCACGCACUCGCGCAGGAAGUGUGACGUCAAACCACUCCUCCCCAUUCACACCUCCCUGUGGUGCUCAAGAAUCGGGCAAGGAGCAUGGAAAGUCUGUCUAUGGUGGUAACCUCUCUUCAUACUUCGCCAAGUCUGUCUCGAGGACAGCCCGCAACUACCGCGAAUCCCCCAAGUCCAACAUCGCCCGUGCUCGCACGCGCAAGUCUCCCAGACACCUUGAGCUGGGUGUAUCAGAAUGGGCCUUGACUGGCACUGGUCCUUCAUCACAGACUCCUACCAAAGAGCGCCUGCGGAAAGAGGUCGUGAGGAAGGAGGUGACCAAGGAAGUGGCCAGGAAAGAACCGCCGAAGAAGGAGGCAAUCAAGAAGGAGGUGUCGAGGAAGGAAGCACCUAGGAAGGAGAUCACCACUCGGACUACGAGGUCAGGAAAGACAACCGUUCGCAUUCCCCACAACGCAGGUGACAGAUUCAUCCCGAACCGUACUGCCAGUGAGGGACUUGUGACUGCUGGUACAGCCAAGCCAGAGGAAAGCCAACGACCAAAGACCAGUAGCAGCGAUGGAUCCUCCGUCCUUGCCAAUGCCGCGAGUGCUUUCGACAUUGGUGGCCGCGGAACAGAUGAAGACAUCACCGCAGCUCUGGAAAGCCUUGGACUCGAGGAUAACGAGCCAACGACCUCAUACACCAAGCCAGCACCGGAUGCUGUUGCGUACGAGUCAUCUUUGGCAGAUGCCUGUGGUGUCAAUCUGAACACUCGUAUCCUGGCCUUCAAGCCGCCACCCCCAGAGUCUUCCAAGCCCAUUGAUCUGCGCGCCCAGUACAACCGCCCUCUCAAGCCUGCCAAAUCUCAGUCCGCUCAGUUCCGCCGACGUGUCCAAACCGCUCCUGAGCGUGUCCUGGACGCCCCUGGUCUCCUCGACGAUUACUACCUCAAUCUGCUGGAUUGGAGUUCUGGCAACCAGGUUGCAAUUGGCCUGGAGCGCAAUGUUUACGUGUGGUCUGCCGACUCAGGGUCGGUCAGCUGCCUGCUGGAGACUGCACCUGACACCUACGUGAGCAGUGUAAAGUGGAGUGGUGAUGGCGCCUAUGUCGGUGUCGGUCUCGGAACUGGUGAAGUUCAAAUCUGGGAUGUCGAGGAAGGAACCAAGCUGCGCAGUAUGUUUGGCCAUGACUCGCGUGUAGGUGUCAUGGGCUGGUCGAAGCACACAUUGUCUACCGGUGCCCGCAGUGGUCUGGUAUUCAACCACGAUGUUCGCAUCGCACAGCACAAGGUUGCCGAGCUGGUCUCGCACACCUCUGAAGUCUGUGGUCUGGAGUGGAGACCCGAUGGUGCUCAACUCGCCACCGGUGGUAACGAUAAUCUGGUUAAUAUCUGGGAUGCUCGCUCUCUCAGCGCGCCCAAGUUCACUAAGACCAACCACCGCGCUGCCGUUAAGGCCCUCAGUUGGUGCCCCUGGCAGUUGAACCUACUUGCCACCGGUGGAGGUUCUUAUGACCGUCACAUCCACUUCUGGAACACUACUACUGGUGCUCGUACGAACAGCAUCGACACCGGCUCCCAGGUCACCAGCUUGAGAUGGAGCAACCACUACCGCGAGAUUGUCAGCUCGAGUGGAUUCCCCGAUAACUCGCUGAGCAUCUGGAGUUAUCCGACUCUGGUCCGGAACGUCGAGAUUCCUGCCCACGAGACUCGUGUGCUGCACAGCUGCCUUAGCCCAGAUGGUCAACUCCUGGCCACCGCAGCCGCUGACGAGAGUCUGAAGUUCUGGAAGAUCUUCGAGCGCAAGCCUGGAACCAGCGCUGCGGCCUCUCGGGAGGGUGGUGUUGGUAGCAAGGCUCAGAUGACCAAAUCCAUGACCAUUCGGUAA